Salvia miltiorrhiza (redroot sage) is the source of this 1741-nucleotide messenger RNA. Its product is annotated as cytochrome P450 714C2-like. Gene Ontology annotation, molecular function: monooxygenase activity; oxidoreductase activity, acting on paired donors, with incorporation or reduction of molecular oxygen; heme binding. The transcript is spliced from 5 exons. The coding region runs from base 130 to 1659 and encodes 509 amino acids. The record is from RefSeq and is a predicted model, not a curated record. Lineage: Eukaryota; Viridiplantae; Streptophyta; Magnoliopsida; Lamiales; Lamiaceae.
CGCCAAAUUAUCUGAAACACCCCACUGAUACUACGCCUAUAUAUGUAUAGGCUAGAACAAAAUGUUCAUCACCACCUCAUCACUUCAUCAAACAAAUAUAUUCAGCUACUUGUGAUUUGCUAAGGAAAGAUGUUGCUCCCCACAUUUCUUGCUCUAGUGCUCGGAUUCCUCAUCUACCUCUACAUUUCUCUUGUGAUGAAGCCCCACAAAAUUCAAAAGAUGUUGAGGAAUCAAGGAAUCCACGGCCCCCCACCAAAAAUCCUGCUCGGCAACAUCCUCGAGAUCAAGAAAUCCCGCGAUGCCGCCGCCACUGCAGCCACCGCUGACAACUGUAGCUCGCCCGCCACCCACGACACCGCCUCCGUUUUCCCAUUUUUAGAGCAAUGGAGAAAGCAAUACGGUCAAAUGUUCACAUUUUCUCUGGGCAAUCUGCAAGUACUAUACGUGAGCGAUCCAAACGUAGUGAAGGAGAUCACAACAACGACGUCGCAGGACUUAGGGAGGCCUGCUUACCAGCAGAAAACAUUUGGCCCUCUUCUUGGGCAGGGCAUCUUGACAUCCAACGGUGCCAUUUGGGCACGACAGAGGAAGAUCAUGGCACCCGAGCUGUUCAUGGACAAAGUCAGGGGAAUGAUGAGCAUAAUCACUGAAUCAGCUCACACAGUGGUGAAUACAUGGAAGCAAGAAAUCGAAGCCAACAAAGGUGGAGUUCUUGACAUCGCUGUUGACGGUUAUAUGAAGAGAUUCUCGGGAGAUAUUAUUUCUAGAGCUUGUUUUGGGAGUAAUUAUUCUAAAGGCCAAGACAUCUUCGUCAUGCUUGGGGCACUCCAAGAGCUUGUGUCCAAGAAAACAAUGGCUGUCGGCCUUCCCGGCUUAAGGCAUCUUCCGACAAAGAGCAACCGGAAGAUUUGGGGUUUAGAGAAGGAAAUCCGGACGUCGAUCUUGAAGCUAGUAAAGGAAAGGGAGAAGGCUGGCUACGAGAAGGAUUUAUUGCAAACUCUUGUUGAAGGGGCAAAGGGCACUUAUUCAACAUCAGCUGCGAUGGAUCAGUUCAUCGUUGACAACUGCAGGAACAUAUACUUAGCCGGCUUCGAGACAUCCGCCAUUUCAGCUUCGUGGUGUCUAAUGCUGUUGGCUUCCAAUCCGGAGUGGCAAACGCGCAUUAGGGAUGAAGUGGAGCAAGUGUGUCAAGGCCGAGUCCCCGAUGUAGACAUGCUUCGUAAGAUGAAGCAGCUACACACAGUGAUUCAAGAGACGAUGCGGUUGUAUCCUCCGUCUCCGACGCUGGCUAGGGAGGUGUCGAAAGCCAUGAAGAUCGGCAACGUGGAGGUGCCCAAGGGCGUGAACGUGUGGACCAUGGUGGCCACGUUGCAUACGGACCCCGACAUAUGGGGUCCGGAUGCGCUCCAAUUCAAGCCCGAGAGGUUCCAGAAUGGAAUCUCCGGGGCGUGCAAGAACCCGAACUGCUACAUGCCGUUUGGGUUCGGGCAGCGCGUGUGCGUGGGGCAGCAUCUGGCCAUGGUGGAGCUCAAGUUCCUCAUGGCUCUCAUCGUCUCCAACUUCUCCUUCACUUUGUCUCCCAAAUAUGUGCACAAGCCGGAGAUGACCAUGAUGAUAGAGCCUAAGCAUGGAGUUAACAUUUUGAUCAACACUAUCUAAUUCAUGAUUGUUUUUUGGCGUUGAUUAUUCUUUCAAAUAAGUUUGUAUGAAAAUUAAUGAAUGAUUGUUUUUUCUUGUUUUA